CUGGGUUUAAAAGCGCGGAAAUCGACUCUGCCGUUCGAGCAGGCUUUUGCGACACAGUCGAUAGCGCGCUGGGCUAGAAGGUCGAGGGUUCGAGACCUGCUCCCUGCUUGUUUCAUUACAUUGGUGUCAGAAGUGAUCGGACCUUGCAUCCACGACAGUGCGCGUGCUUGGACGGUGAGCGCGUUCCUGUAACACGUAGAGUCGCAAGCUAGCGCGAGGACGCGCUCUUUGAAAGACGGUUUCAUUACAAUAUUAAGUAUAAUAGUAUCUAACUAGCUAUCUCACUAAGGUAGCCUAGUGGUUAAAGCGUUGGGCCAGUAACUGAAAGGUUGCUGGAUUGAAUCCCCGAGCUGACAAGUCCGUGGAGAAUUGUGGAUGACUGUGGAGGUGCUUUCACCAUGGGGGCCAUUGGAGGAGGGAUCUUCCAGGCAGUCAAAGGCUUCAGAAAUUCACCUUCAGGGAUGAGCCACCGAUUGAAAGGUAGCAUGACUGCCAUCAAAACCAGAGCCCCACAGUUGGGGGGUAGCUUUGCAGUAUGGGGAGGACUCUUCUCCAUGAUUGACUGUGGGUUGGUAAAGGUAAGGGAGAAAGAGGACCCCUGGAACUCCAUCACAAGCGGGGCCAUGACUGGAGCUAUCCUCGCAGCAAGAAAUGGACCUGUGGCCAUGGUGGGCUCUGCAGCAAUGGGAGGUAUACUGUUGGCGUUGAUAGAGGGUGCUGGGAUCCUGCUUACUAGAUUUGCUUCAUCACAGUUCCCAACUGGUGCCCAGUUUGCUGAGGAGCCAGCCCCCAUGCCUGCCCCUUCCUUUGGAGGAGACUACAGACAGUACCAGUGAGAGGUCUCAGUCUCUUGGCCUUUUUGAAUUCCUUGCUGAAGUUACACUGGGGAAAUGGAGGAAAAAUACUACACAAUAGGCAAUUGCACCUAACAUUAUGGACUUGGUCAGAACUAAAGGGCAAAUUCACACUUUCUUCCCCCGGAGCCAUGUACAGAUUUGCCUUUCACCAUCCUCCGUCUUGACAGUUGUGCGUAGUUCACCCUACAUUGGUUAAAAUAUCUGAACUGGAGACGAGGGAAAAGUUUGGUUUGUACAAUCUUACAUGCAUGUAAUACCCUACCCUGCAAGUGUGCCAGACACUGGAGCUGAUGUUGAGCCAAGGGCACUGCCAUGGCUAUGUCAAUAUCAACUCAAAGAUGGACCCUUCCAAACUUGUAUAAUGUUUUUCGUAUGUGUGUAUAUAUAGGCUUUCCUGCAUGCAUUUGAUAUGUUUUGCUUAUUUGCCUUGUUGUUCAUCAUAUCCCGUGCUUGUGCUCGCCAUUUUGUAAAUGUAAAAUGUAAGUGGGCAUUUUAUGAAUUGCUUUUAUUGAAUGGUAUAAAAGGCAAUCAAUUCAUUAUGCUGUCCCUGAAAUCUUAGGUUUUAUAGUGACUUUUUUGGUUGUAGUUGAUAAUUAUAUGCUUUUAUAAAUUUACACCAAGAGGCACAAACUACUGCUGGCAAAUGAUGUUUGAGACAGAAGGAUGAUGAACAGGACAAACCUCACUAGUUACUCAAUGCAAGGGGUUGAUACAAUGUAUCUGUAUGACAGAUUGAAUUACACAAGAAUAAAAUUGGUCAAAUACAA
Molecule: messenger RNA, 1624 nt
Organism: Oncorhynchus keta (chum salmon)
Lineage: Eukaryota; Metazoa; Chordata; Actinopteri; Salmoniformes; Salmonidae
Product: mitochondrial import inner membrane translocase subunit Tim17-A-like
Exons: 6
Coding region: 399-836 (145 amino acids)
Biological process (GO): protein import into mitochondrial matrix
Cellular component (GO): mitochondrial inner membrane; TIM23 mitochondrial import inner membrane translocase complex
Molecular function (GO): transmembrane protein transporter activity
Source: RefSeq, a predicted model, not a curated record